This is a messenger RNA of Beta vulgaris subsp. vulgaris (sugar beet), 1262 nucleotides long. Its product is annotated as cyclin-D3-3. Gene Ontology annotation, molecular function: cyclin-dependent protein serine/threonine kinase regulator activity. Gene Ontology annotation, biological process: regulation of cyclin-dependent protein serine/threonine kinase activity; mitotic cell cycle phase transition. The coding region runs from base 204 to 1247 and encodes 347 amino acids. Lineage: Eukaryota; Viridiplantae; Streptophyta; Magnoliopsida; Caryophyllales; Amaranthaceae. Gene Ontology annotation, cellular component: nucleus; cytoplasm; cyclin-dependent protein kinase holoenzyme complex. The transcript has 4 exons. The record is from RefSeq and is a predicted model, not a curated record.
GCCAAAAACAGAGGAAAAAGGACAAGCUUGAAAAAUCUCUCAGAUAAAACAAUCCUCUGAAGUAUUACUUAAUUCUUCAGGGCCCCUCUUUUCUCUCUCUCCUUUUCUGCAAUUCAUAACAGAAACAGCUCCUUAUACACAGGUAAUGGACAACUUUUCUAACAUAAAGUGCAAUUCUUCAACUCUCAAAAAUACAUACCAAAAUGACCACUUUAGAAACAACAGACCUUUUUCUUGACUGUUUAUAUUGUGAAGAAAAAUGUUGGGAUGAUGAUCAUGAUGAUGAUGAUGAUGAUCAUGUUGUCCAUGCAUAUGAUAAUGAUGAUGAUGAUGAUGAUAAUGGCUUUGGGUCAUCAUAUCUAUCACCAUUACAUGAAGAUUCUUCUUUUUCUUGUGAAGAUGAAGAAGAACAACUAAAUGCUCUGUUUUUAAAAGAGAAAAAACAGAGCUUUUUUAGUGAAGAUGUUUUGGAUUCUAACAAGUUAUUAGUUGAAGCUAGAAAAGAGGGUUUGGAAUGGAUGAUUAGAAUCAAUUCAUACCAUAAUUUCUCUACAAUAACAAUGGUUUUAGGUGUUAAUUACUUUGAUAGGUUUAUAUUGAGUUUUGGGUUUAAAGCAGAGAUGUCAUGGAUGAUUCAUGUUGCUGCUAUUGCUUGUCUUUCUUUGGCUUCUAAGAUUGAAGAAUCUCAUGUUCCUUCUCUCUUAGAUUUUCAAGUAGAGAAUAAACAGAUAUAUGAAGCAAAGGUGAUACAGAGAAUGGAGCUCUUAGUGCUUACAACACUUGAAUGGAAAAUGAAUGCAGUGACCCCACUAUCCUACUUUGGACAUUUAAUAAGGAAGCUCAACUUAAAGACCCAUUUGCAUUGGAAAGUUUUAUGCAGAUAUGAGAUCCUAAUUAUUUCUGCUGUUCUUGAUCCCAAAUCUUUGUCUUAUGUUCCAUCUGUCUUAGCUGCAUCAACUAUGGUGCAAACUUUGAAAGAAAUUGGACUAUGGAGUACUCAAGAACAACAAAUUGAUAUUAUGGACACCUUGAAACUUGACAAGGUUAAGGUGGAAGAGUGCUACAAAUUCAUACAAGAAUUGUCAAGCAAUAAGAAAGUUCAGAAGAGAGAGUGCUACUAUAUUUCAGCAAACAAAAUUCCAAAUAAUGUUUUUGAUGUAAUCUCUAGUGAGAGCUCUAAUAAGGACUUAUCAUCCGGACCUCUACCUAAGAAAUGUAGGAUAAUGGGACCUCCUUGCUUUGGGUAGCUUUGCACAUGUCCA